This is a messenger RNA of Armigeres subalbatus, 1575 nucleotides long. RefSeq lists its product as uncharacterized. The record is from RefSeq and is a predicted model, not a curated record. The coding region runs from base 179 to 1477 and encodes 432 amino acids. The transcript is spliced from 7 exons. Lineage: Eukaryota; Metazoa; Arthropoda; Insecta; Diptera; Culicidae.
GCCCCAAAUUAACACAAACGAUUCUAUGCGUGCUCUGCAGUGGUUUCGAUGACGAUGCAGCAGCCCUUCGGUUACGCACUCGAGUCAUACUGAACGUAGAACAUUGUCGAUAAAGUAGUUUUAAGGAACGCUGCACCGACUAUCCUGGGAAGCUGAGUUGCCAAAUCGCUGGUUCACGAUGGUGUUCCCAAACUAUGGAGUGUUCAGGGCAUUCGCGAUAUUUGCGGGUGUUUUCGGAAUCAUUCAAUCUUUCAUUUGGAUUGGAUUUGCUAUUACCGGAAUAGUGGCGUACUACUGCGAUAUGGAUUUCUCCAACCAGACAAGCUCUUUGGGCUCUUUGCUAACCCUAACGUUUUUCCGACAGUAUUUCCAAGGAACAUGCAGCAUUACACUCCCUCUCCUAGACAUGUCGGCCGUCUGGGCGCUGAAUCUACUUUCACCGGGAGACCUGCACGCCUGGGUUUGGGUCUACCUCAUUCUGCAUAUGUUUUGGGCAAUCAGCUCUCUUCUCCUGAUCACCAAUGCUCGAAAAAAGUACGUCCGGUACAUCAAUAUUUUCUUGUACAUCUGGAUCGCAAUCACGGUGGUAAUCAGCGUGCUGGACUUGGCGCUAGGAAUUCAAUUCGCCGUGGAUUAUGACACCAUCAUUCAUGCGCUUUUCCUACGGCCCUAUCCCGCUCCAGAUUCGGCAGAUCAGGUACUUUUGAUGUCAGCGACGGUUUCCGGGAUUAUGCUGGUGAUGGCAUUCCGUGGUUUUAUUAUUUGGAUCGCCAAUAUCACGUUGAUUGUGUACUUGUUUACGCAAACCUUCACCAUCUACGAUUACAAUCAGUUCCGACGAAAGAGCGGUUCAAUCAACCCAGCUUUUGUCGGACAAACCAGCGGAACGCGGCGAGCUCCAAUAGAUGCUUAUGACAUGGGUCAAUCGCAAAGCCAGAACCAAGAUGAUAAUCGCCGCCCGUAUAAUGCUUCGGUCAACUACCGUCGACCAUUGGAUCGUAUCUCCGAACAACCAGCAGAAACAAUCGUCGAACGACCAAUCCAACAUCAAACUCCGCAAGAGUACUCCAAUCAACCAAGAGUAUUUACGCCUCAACCGAGCACCUCCGUGAAUCGUACCUUCGAGCCUCUUGCCAGACAGCCCUCCGUAGAACGAGAAGAGAUACGUCCAGACCCACCAAAGCCAAUUCCACCGCCUCCACCACCAAAGAACUUUAAUAUGAAUACCGUCGUACGGCGAGAUGCCGCCGCCGCAAAGGUCGCUCAAGAACUAAACUACCGAAAUAGCUUCAACGUUGCCAACGGUAAUGUUGGUCCAAGUAACGGUCUAAGGACCUUCUCCGCUGUCCCUCCAUCAUCCGCAAACAACGAGCCGGAUCUUCCCACACCAAACUACAGCCCUCCAAUGCCAAGAAUCAACCCCUUUGAAAACCGACCUCCGUUGAGAUCAGUCCUCAGAAAUUCUAGGUAUCAGUGACACCAACCCUAGAGGUAAAUAGCUGUCUGCCGCAUAUGACAAACUCGUUUAAUGUACAUUAAUUAAAGUAGUUAUUAAUAAAGAAAACACUAUUAUAA